Sardina pilchardus (European sardine) is the source of this 1599-nucleotide messenger RNA. RefSeq lists its product as uncharacterized. The transcript has 6 exons. Gene Ontology annotation, molecular function: protein homodimerization activity; protein heterodimerization activity; channel activity. NCBI's taxonomy places the organism in Eukaryota, Metazoa, Chordata, Actinopteri, Clupeiformes, Clupeidae. The record is from RefSeq and is a predicted model, not a curated record. Gene Ontology annotation, biological process: mitochondrial fusion; release of cytochrome c from mitochondria; extrinsic apoptotic signaling pathway in absence of ligand. Gene Ontology annotation, cellular component: mitochondrial outer membrane. Bases 268 to 882 code for a protein of 204 amino acids.
UCCGCCCUAUUUCCUUAUUGCAAAUGUUAGCGAAGUCGUCUGACAACAUUCUGAACUUUUUCUACAGCUUUGGUUUAGGGUAGCCUACAUUGCUUUGUUAAUAUCAGGUUCCUCGCUGCAACAUCGAAGUUGAACAUUUUGAACAAGGAACAAUUACGCGAAUAUAUUGUGGUCACUUGAGGUGACAAGACUUGAAGAAGUUCAGUGGAAAAGUUCAGUGGAAGUAAUAGGUGGUUUUCACACUCCUUAUACAAUUUCAUUAAAGGAAUGGCACAUUCAAGGAAAAAAACGAAAGAAGAUGAUGAUGAUCUGCGAGGAGCUACUGGGGGCGAAGAUGUCAUAGACGACCAAAUAAUUGAGCAAGGAGCAGUAGUAUUAAGAGGAUAUGUGAUAGAAAGGAUUCAGACAGAAAAUCCUGAUGUACACGUCAGCCAUGAGAUCCUGGGGGGCACUCCUUGUGAGGGAGAUGAUCCUCAAGUGAAAGAAGUGGUGGGCCAGCUGCUCAAAAUAGCUGAUGACCUUAAUCGCAAUGCUGAACUUCAACACCUCAUUAAUACUGUGCAGGCUAACUGUGCCCAGGAUGUGUUUGUCACAGUAGCCAGAAGCAUCUUCUCAGAUGGGAUCAACUGGGGGAGAGUGGUAGCACUAUUUCACCUGGCCUAUAAGCUCAUUUUCAAGGCUUUGACUCAAAACCACUUUGAAAUCAUUCGCCAUAUCAUUAGCUGGGUACUCCAGUUUAUCAGGGAAAACAUUUCAUCUUGGAUCCGCCAGCAGGGAGGAUGGGAGGGUGUUAUCCAUGGUGUAUCAAGAUGGCGUUCGGUCUCCUUGUUGUUUGCUGUGGCUUUUAUCACAGCUGUGGUGUAUUGGAGGAGAACUCGCUGAAUUCAAGGAGUACUUCAGCUUGUCAGAGUCAAAGUCCUAAGAGGAGAAGAUGGCACUGGAAACGUCAAACUUGCCCUGAUGCAGGAAACCUUGUCCUUCAUUUGAUACUGAAGAGUAUUUAUUUUAUAUUGUGUUCAUUCAGUGUGAUGAUUCAGAGGGAUAUGUGAUACCAGCAGAGGUUAAUUAACAUGGCUUGAUUUGAACUGUUUCCAUAGACUGUCCAUUUCAUUUUAUUUUAUUUUUUACACUGUACAUAUGAAUAUUCAGUUUCUGUUUUGUGAACCAGUGGUAAAUGGUAAUUGAAUUACAGGGACUUUAAGUUAUUUAAUAGGUCAUAAAUACAAAUAUACUGGUGCCUUAUCCAUGCAUUUAUAUAAGGAGUAAAAUAUAAAAAUACAACAUUCCAUACAAGUGGUGCAAAAUAGGAGGAAUGCUUUAGAUUACAAUGUUUCCACCAUGGAAACCUGAAGAGGAGAGAGGAUGUAGUAACAGUAAAGAUAUAGAUACAUAGAUCGCCUCGUCAUGAGGAAACUCUGGACUUUUGCCCGUAUGACACAAGUAGGCUAUAUAAUGACUCAAUAAAGUUGUACAGUGAAAUAUGUUCUGAAAUAUGAAAUGUAUGGUAUGUGCAAUGUUUUCAGCUGGGGUUAAUUAUGUGUUAAAUAAAUAGUGAUUUGGACAUUUAAAAACAGUUAAAUAAAGGAAUUGUUUAAACCA